Tetrahymena thermophila SB210 is the source of this 957-nucleotide messenger RNA. RefSeq names its product transmembrane protein, putative. Lineage: Eukaryota; Ciliophora; Oligohymenophorea; Hymenostomatida; Tetrahymenidae. The record is from RefSeq and is a predicted model, not a curated record. The transcript has 2 exons.
AUCUUUCAAAAGUGAGAGAGUUUUAAUAUCUUUUUUUUUUAGCUGAUUACAAAAUGUAGGAUUUCCUUUAUUUAUCGCUUAAAUUUGUCCACUCCAAUGAAAUUAUAAAACAAAGCCAAAUAAUUUAUUUCUGUUACGAUUCAGUUAUUUUAAGACUUUGUGGUUUUAUCUUAUUUUAGAUGAUAUUUUAUAUAAUCACUUAUAAAUUUAAAAAUAAAUAAAAGUAGUCUUCGAAGGAAAUUGAAAAUAAAUUUCAAGUUUUUUUAGAACUAGAAUAAAUUCUAUCAAUUACUUACUAAUGGUCAAAUAGAAUUGUUUAGUAUAGAAAUAACCAAAUUUAUUAAAGUAGCAUUUUUGAGAUUUUUAAUAUAUAAUAAUAAAAUUUUCUUUAUAUUUAUUUAUAACUCUAUCUAAUUAUUGGGGGAACGAAAAGUGAUAUAUUUUCUUCAGAUAAUCUAUUAAAAAAGUUAGUUAGAGACUUCUACUUAAUUUAGUCAAAUAAAUAAAUAAAUAUUCAUUUUUUCUACCUUGAAAAAUAGAAAAUUGCAAGAUUUAAAGAUAUGUAGAAUUUGAUUUACAUAAUAAGGAGGAAAUUUGCGUCGAAUAUAACUCAUUUUUGAAUCCUAAAACAAAUAUUAGAAAACAAAUAAUAAUCAAAGAAAGAUAUGUUUCAAAAUAAUUAUGAAUGAAUGAAUAAAAUUUUUGAUAUAGAGUUUUGAAGGUGAGAGUGCCAGCUGCUAACUACUUGUGCAACUCUUAGAGCUAUUAUUAUGAAUGAAUGAAUUGAAUUGAAUUAUUAGGACUACUUUAAGGCAGUAAUGUAUAUCUUUAUAUUUUAUAUGCUGGUGACUACUCUCAUCAAUUAUUAAUGCUAUAUCUCAACUAUUAAAAUUGAAAUAAAAAAUAAAUAUCAAUAAGUAGAUGAGAAAAGAGGAAAAAACAAAAAAUAAAGAUUAA